Molecule: messenger RNA, 909 nt
Organism: Diceros bicornis minor
Lineage: Eukaryota; Metazoa; Chordata; Mammalia; Perissodactyla; Rhinocerotidae
Product: vomeronasal type-1 receptor 1-like
Exons: 1
Coding region: 1-909 (302 amino acids)
Biological process (GO): G protein-coupled receptor signaling pathway
Cellular component (GO): membrane
Molecular function (GO): pheromone receptor activity
Source: RefSeq, a predicted model, not a curated record
AUGUCUUAUCAGAAAGACAUCGUAAGAACCACAGGAGUAGUGGCUGUGAAAACCACCUUUCUUUUACAGAUUGGAGUUGGGACUCUGGCCAAUGUCAUUCUCUUUUUCUAUAAUGUCUCUCCAAUCUUGCUUGGCCACAAGCACAGGCCCACACACAUGAUUCUCACCCACAUGGCCAUGGCCAAUUUCUUGUUUCUUCUCUCCACUGGAAUUCCCCACACAAAAGCAGCUUUUCUUUUGAGAAAUCCCCUGUCCAGUCUUGGGUGUAAAUUUGCAUAUUACAUACACAGAGUGGCUCGCAACACCACUGUGUGCUCCACUUCUGUCCUAAGCACCUAUCAGUUCUUCACAAUCAUCCCAGGGAGAGUGGAGAGGAUGAUGCUCAGAGGAAGAGCCCCCAAGGUCAUUGGCCCUUCCUGUUGUACCUGCUGGAUGUUUAGUUUCUUAAUGAAUAUCUAUGUUCCUGUGGUUGUCAUUGGUCCACAGGACACAGAAAAUGAUACUAACGUCCAAGGGGAAUGGUUCUGUCCAUCCUCAAGUUCCACUGCACGGAUUAUCAUCUUGUUGUCCAUCUCUGAUGCCAUGUUUAUUGGUCUCAUCAUCUGGUCCAGUGGCUCCAUGGUGCUUCUCCUGCACAGACACCACCAGAGAGCGCAGCAUAUUCACACACUCAACAGCUACCACAAAUGCCCUCCAGAGACCAGAGCCGCCCACACCAUCUUGAUGCUGGUGGCCACUUUUGUCAUCCCUUACACGCUGAAUUCCAUUUUUACUUUUUACAUCACUGCCUUUUUGGAUACUCGUCUAUGGUUGAUGCAAAUUUCUCAUAUUUUGGCUAUGUGUUUCCCCACUUUUAGCCCCUUGUUCUUGAUCCUUAGGUAUCCUAGAGCUCCUUGUUUCUGCUCUUGA